AUGUCUGUAAUGGUGGUUGUAGCCAUCUUGGCUUUGAUCUUUGUCUUUGCGAAUUGCACCCCGCUUGCAGCAACAUGGAAUCCUGCAUUUAGAAAGUGGCUUGAUUCCUCUAAGUGGAAGAUCCGUAUGAGGGUCAUAUCUAUACCGUACAAGACGGGUAAUCGGCUUGUGGAAAGCGGUAUCGGGAUCGUGUCAAAAGAAGAUCAGCUUGCAGACUGUCAGCUAUAUCGUCUCUGCGAUUCAGAUGUUGACGGACUGGACGUGUGCUAUUAUCCAUUCUUCAUCGUGGCAGGACUUCAACUUUCUCGCCGUAAGAAGGUGUCUGUCAUAGCCAUUCUCGGCCUCGGAAUCUUUGCUAGUAUUGCUACUUGCAUCCGCAUGCCCUACCUCAAGUACUACGACGCUGCCAAAUAUCUUACUGAGAUUGUCUACCACCUUGGAGUCAUCAGCAUUACUUCCAACCUUGAAUGUAGUUUGGGGAUCAUUGGGUCGUCUCUACCCCCUCUCCAAAAACUGUUCAAGUUUUACUAUGGCUCAUCUCACGAUGGGAACUAUAAGAUCACCGGCGAGUGAAAACGCCCUCGGCAGUGUUGGCCCAGGUAUCAAGCUUGGCUCGCUCAGCGGCAACGACAGAACAUAUCAUGCCUCAGCCAAACGGGGUACCUCACGUUCAGGUGCCAGGGAACAUGAGACCGACGACGACGACUCUUCGAGUCGAAAAGGGAUCAUACGAAAGACUGAUGUCCAUGUCAGCACAUCCACAUUCCAUGUAUAGCGUAAUGAAGCGUCAAUUGCUCGCACACACCGACAUGUGUGUGGAAGUCAAUUCGCAUGUAAUUUUAAAGAAAGAAAAAAAACUAGCAUUCGAGCCUUUGAGCAUUUUAACAUGUCUUCAAGUCUCUACAUUUGCC
This is a messenger RNA of Colletotrichum phormii, 911 nucleotides long. RefSeq lists its product as uncharacterized. The transcript has 5 exons. NCBI's taxonomy places the organism in Eukaryota, Fungi, Ascomycota, Sordariomycetes, Glomerellales, Glomerellaceae. The coding region runs from base 1 to 573 and encodes 190 amino acids. The record is from RefSeq and is a predicted model, not a curated record.